GAGGAGGAGGAGGAGGAGGACGACGACGAGGCCUCUCGGGCGGCCGCCGCCGUGUCGUUGGGGGGAAAGGAGGGCGGGAGCGGGCCGAGGGCGGCAGCGCAUGGGACCGGAGGGAAAGACGAGGAGAAGCCGCCGCCGCCGCCGCUCUCGCCGCUGAUCCCCGAAGCCGCCGACGCCGCCCUGCGCUGGGGGAGGCCGCCGAGGCCUACCAGGCUGCCGCUGCUCCUGCGGCAGGAACCGCGCCGCGGCCAGAGAGAGGCGCAGGCACACGCGCGCCGGCCCGGCUCGUCCUCUCCGCCUCCGCCGGGGAUCGGGGCCUUGCUCCUGCUCCUGCUGCUCCUCCUUUUUUCUCCUCCUCGUCUCUGGAUUCUCUGCCGGGAGGGUUCAAGUAGGGAUAUGUCCUCAGCACCAACCACUCCUCCAUCAGUGGAUAAAGUAGACGGAUUUUCUCGGAAGUCCGUCAGAAAAGCCAGGCAGAAGAGGUCGCAAAGUUCCUCCCAGUUUCGGUCUCAGGGCAAGCCUAUAGAGUUAACUCCACUGCCUCUGCUAAAAGACGUUCCAACUACAGAGCAACCUGAGUUGUUCCUAAAGAAACUUCAGCAGUGCUGUGUCAUUUUUGACUUCAUGGACACACUUUCUGAUCUUAAAAUGAAAGAAUACAAGCGCUCAACUCUUAAUGAACUUGUGGAUUACAUUACAAUAAGCAGAGGCUGUUUGACGGAGCAGACUUACCCUGAAGUAGUUAGAAUGGUUUCUUGCAAUAUAUUCCGAACACUUCCUCCUAGCGAUAGCAAUGAGUUUGAUCCAGAAGAAGAUGAACCCACCCUUGAGGCGUCAUGGCCACAUUUACAGCUUGUAUAUGAAUUUUUCAUACGAUUUUUGGAAAGCCAAGAAUUCCAGCCCAGCAUUGCCAAAAAAUACAUAGAUCAGAAAUUUGUACUACAGCUUCUGGAACUGUUUGACAGCGAAGAUCCUCGUGAGCGGGACUACUUAAAGACAGUCUUACACAGAAUUUAUGGCAAGUUCCUUGGUCUUAGAGCAUUUAUCAGGAAACAGAUUAACAAUAUUUUUCUACGGUUUGUUUAUGAAACUGAACACUUCAAUGGUGUAGCUGAACUGCUGGAAAUAUUAGGAAGUAUUAUCAAUGGCUUUGCUUUACCUCUUAAAGCCGAGCAUAAACAGUUUUUGGUGAAAGUACUGAUUCCUCUACAUACCGUUAGAAGUUUAUCACUCUUCCAUGCACAGUUGGCAUAUUGCAUAGUGCAGUUUCUGGAGAAAGACCCUUCACUCACAGAGCCUGUCAUUAGAGGUUUAAUGAAAUUCUGGCCGAAAACUUGCAGUCAAAAAGAAGUCAUGUUCCUUGGAGAGCUGGAGGAGAUAUUGGAUGUGAUUGAACCCUCACAGUUUGUCAAAAUUCAAGAACCCUUGUUUAAACAAAUAGCUAAGUGUGUGUCUAGCCCUCACUUUCAGGUGGCUGAAAGAGCACUUUACUAUUGGAAUAAUGAAUACAUCAUGAGUUUGAUAGAGGAAAAUUCCAAUGUAAUACUUCCCAUAAUGUUUUCCAGUCUGUACAGGAUUUCCAAAGAACACUGGAACCCGGCUAUUGUGGCUUUAGUAUACAACGUGCUGAAGGCAUUUAUGGAAAUGAACAGCGCCAUGUUUGACGAGCUGACGGCCACUUACAAGUCAGAUCGCCAGCGCUUAUCCAAAGCAGCAGGUGAAACUAAUGAGGAAACUUCGGGAACUCCGGGCAGUUUGCGACUUGGUGAAAGUCGUGCCUUUUGUGAGACUCGGGGUUCCCACAAGCAAAGCGAAGGGUACUGUAUGUCAUCAAGCCUUGUUAGCGAGAAGAAAAAGGAGAAGGAACGUGAAGAACUAUGGAAGAAACUGGAGGAUUUGGAACUAAAGCGGGGUCUUAGACGGGAUGGAAUAAUUCCAACUUAACAAAAAGCAGCAAAGCAGCAUUUAAAUAACCUGUGGAGUCACACAUGUAUGUAGUAGAAGAUGGAGCAACAGUUUUCUGUAUUGUGCAACUUUACAGUAGAUUUCACAUUUGUUUCAUUAUUACAACAGCACUGUAUAUAUCUGUCUCUAAGUAAAGGAAAACAAACAAACAAACAAAAAGAACUUCAAUCCAAAGUUUGGACAACAGAUGGACUUCUCAGAACUUUGCAAAAAUAAUCAUUGUUUUAACCCUUCUUUAAACCAGUCUUCAAAAGAUCUGUCGAAAUUGCUAUGUCCAAAUUCCAUUGUCAGGACCUCUUCCUUAUUUAUCAUUAGCAGAGAGUGAUACAACUUCAAAUGUGAACAAUCUUAAAUUUAGCUUGUCUUUCUGCUAAACUGUUAAAUGUAUUUAUAGUAAAAGAGAGGAAAAAAAAAGAUUGUCAUUUUCUUAUGAGUUUGUGUAACAUCUUUCUCCUCCGGAUUACUAUGCUGUAAUUUGACUUGGAUUCUUUUGUUUUUGUUUUUUCCCUUUUUUUUGCACAUCUUCAUGAGUUGAAUGUUUAUACAGAUCAGGGCCGUUAAAAAAAAAAUAGAGGUCCUUAAAAUGCUAAGAGUUUGUUCUGGUAUACGCAAGUUUUGAGUACCAGACGUGCUUUGGUGCUCCUUCAGUGUGAACAUUACGAGUAACUAUAAUGUGGUUAUGGACGGACUGGGGAGGUGUACAUUGGGAAUUUGUCAAUGAAUCAGUUGCUUGCGAAUCCCAGCUCACCUCCCCAAUCCUUAUCAAAGUGUGCAGUGGCCACAACGCAGACUUCAGUAUCCGACCAGUAUUAAGCUGUACACGGUUGAUAAAAUGGCCAGAUUUGUCUUAGAAAUACUGAGGAUAAAUUAUUGCAUUGCUAUACAUUUUCUUUAGGCUAUUUGGAAAUAAUAAAAAAAGAGUACAUCUUUAAAAAAAAUUGAUCGUGUAUGGUCAUCAUGGAGCUAAUAUGGGGGUGCGGUGGGGGGUGGGGAGUUGAGCAGACAGGUUGGAUUGUUUGAAGUUGUUGCCUUACCUUUCUAAAUAUUUAUUAAACAUUCCAGCCAAAAAAGG
Messenger RNA from Lacerta agilis (Sand lizard), 3037 nucleotides. RefSeq names its product protein phosphatase 2 regulatory subunit B'epsilon (gene PPP2R5E). Gene Ontology annotation, molecular function: protein phosphatase activator activity. The record is from RefSeq and is a predicted model, not a curated record. NCBI's taxonomy places the organism in Eukaryota, Metazoa, Chordata, Lepidosauria, Squamata, Lacertidae. Bases 397 to 1944 code for a protein of 515 amino acids. Gene Ontology annotation, biological process: signal transduction; protein dephosphorylation. The transcript is spliced from 15 exons. Gene Ontology annotation, cellular component: cytosol; nucleus; protein phosphatase type 2A complex.